AUGACGAGUCUAUUAUCUGAAGAGGAUCUGAAUGAUUUCAUUACACCGUCUUUGGCGUGUACUAGGCCCACAGAGACGAAAGUGAGUGAGCCUAAUGUGAAUGAAUUAGGUGAAUAUGAAGUUGGUAAGGAAAGUGAGACUUUGCAGAAGGUGAAUAUUACGCUAUCUGAUUGUCUGGCGUGUUCUGGAUGUAUCACUUCGAGUGAAGAGAUCAUGUUACAGAAGCACAGUCAUUCUGUGUUUUUAGAAGCGAUGAAUAGAGAUCAUGGACCAUUAUGUGUGAGUGUUGCUGCACAAUGUCGUAUAUCGAUGAGUCAAUAUUUUGGUAUGGAACUGAUGGAAUUUGAUAUGUGGUUGAUUAAUUUUUUCAAAGAGAGGUUUCAAGCCAAAUAUGUUGUUGGGUUACAAAAUGGGAGAAAUAUUACUAUCAAGCAAACGAUAGAAAAAUUAGUUGAAUGGAAACAAAGGGAGCAAGAUGAAAAUAGUAAACCUCGAUUAUCCAGUGUAUGUCCUGGGUUUUUAAUUUAUACAGAGAAGACGAAACCAGGAUUGGUGCCUUUACUAUUGAAUGUGAAAUCUCCGCAACAAAUUACGGGAUCAUUAUUAAAAGAAGUUGAUUCAAGUAUGUAUCAUCUUAGUAUCAGUCCAUUAUUCGAUAAGAAAUUAGAAGCUGAAAGACCAGAUAGUGCGAAUGAAGUUGAUUGUGUCAUUACACCGAUGGAAUUUUUAGCCAUGAUUGAAGAUUUGAAAAUUGACAUCAGUGAUUACUGUACUAAAGAUAAGAAUCUACUAGUUGAUUAUUCGCCUCCUGGAUGGGAUCCAUCAAUUCAUUGGGCGUCCAAUAGCGGAAGUAGUUCUGGUGGAUUUGCAUAUCAAUAUGUGGAAUAUAUGAGACGUAAUCAUGUUGGGAAUUGUGAGAUGCAGGUGUUACCGGGUAAGAAUGGUAAUAUUUUAGAGUAUAGAUUAGUGGAUGACGAACGAAAGACGAUAGCGUCAGCGAGUGAAUUAUCGGGAUUCCGAAACAUUCAAAACAUGGUGCGUAACCUGACAGGUGGGAAUAAGAGAAAGAUACAAGUGUUAAGAAAGCGUACUGGAGGAGGAGCCACAGGGAUCCGUCAUUCAGAUGGAGGAGACAAGGUGCCCAAACAGUUUGCGAAUCCAUUCAAGAGCGAUUUCAUCGAAGUGAAUGCAUCACCGGGCGGUUGUAUAAAUGGUAGCGGAUUAAUCAACAUGGAAUCGAAUGCUAUCAAGAGGAAGCAGUAUACACAACACAUAGAGCAAUUAUACUUCAACAAAUUGCAACAGAUAGAUCCGAUUAAUAUGAUGAAUGAAAUUCAAGCGAAUAAGAAUUAUGAAUACGAGUUUAUGCCGGCAGUUCCCCAAGAACCAAAAGACAUACCUCUUGUCGGACGCACCUGGUAG
This is a messenger RNA of Kazachstania africana CBS 2517, 1422 nucleotides long. It is a transcript of the gene NAR1, whose product is annotated as iron-sulfur cluster assembly protein NAR1. Gene Ontology annotation, biological process: iron-sulfur cluster assembly. The record is from RefSeq and is a predicted model, not a curated record. The transcript has a single exon. Gene Ontology annotation, cellular component: cytosolic [4Fe-4S] assembly targeting complex. Gene Ontology annotation, molecular function: 4 iron, 4 sulfur cluster binding. NCBI's taxonomy places the organism in Eukaryota, Fungi, Ascomycota, Saccharomycetes, Saccharomycetales, Saccharomycetaceae. Bases 1 to 1422 code for a protein of 473 amino acids.